AUGGACAUCGACAUGUGGGACCAAUCCGGGGAGUUCGACCAGGAUGGAGACAUUCAGAUGCCGGAUAUCGACCCGGAUGUGGAGAUGCCCGAUGCGCCUCCUCUUCGUAGGAAGCGUUCUCGUGGCCGCUCCGCUCCGCGGCGCGAUACUCCCAUACGUCGCCGAUACUGGGGGCUCCCAUGCGCCUCGGUACGACGUUUUGGUGAGCGAACGGCAGACAAGAAAAACGCCAUUAGGGCGUUCUCCAAGGUCCUGUCGAAGGUUUCUGGCCAGGGUCAUUGUGCUAUCCUGAGCCAUGGUGUGCUGGGGCCAUUGUGCUGUCCCACCACCAGCUCCAUCAUGUAG
This is a messenger RNA of Orbilia oligospora ATCC 24927, 345 nucleotides long. RefSeq lists its product as uncharacterized. The transcript has 2 exons. The record is from RefSeq and is a predicted model, not a curated record. Bases 1 to 345 code for a protein of 114 amino acids. Lineage: Eukaryota; Fungi; Ascomycota; Orbiliomycetes; Orbiliales; Orbiliaceae.